AUGUCGACCGCCAACGGCGCCCUCACGCCGCCCCCGGCGCCGCAGGACGCUGAACCCACCAACGCCUCGCCGUCCGCCGCGAAACGCAAGCGCUCCACCAGCCAAGCAAACGCGCUCGCCGACCGCGACCAACCCGCGCAAAAGCCCGAGUCUGCGCGCAGUGGCGCCCGCACCCUCAAGGCCCUGCUCGACGACGUCCUUGACAUCCUCAAAAGCUACGACACGACCCCGUCCAUCCUCGACCAACCCAUUCGUAGCAAUGGAGACCGCGCAGUGUCCGGCGAGCCCACCACGAAGCGCACCAAGCUCGCACAGCCUCCGGCUGCAGCCUCGUCCAUCGUCGCAAAAGUCGAGUCCGACGCAUACGCGUCCCUAGACGAACUCGUCGCCGACGUCGAUUCUGUCUGCUCUCAGCUUCUUGCCUCCGUCAACCCCCAGCAUGCAUCCUCCGAAGCCGACACUAAACUCCUCACUGGCACUCUGGCAUUGAAGAAGGUUUUGAAAAACAUCGUCAUUCGGGAAACACAACGCAAGGCCGCUGUCGACGCCAAAGUCGCCGAGAAGGCCGACAGCGCUGAAGAUGAGGAGAAAGAGGAGGCCAACGGUGUCGUCAAACAGGAACCCGUAGAAGACGAGGUCGACAGUUUCGCGGGCAGCAGAGCAGUCCUGACCCUCUUCGCGUCGGCGCAGGGCAACAAGCAACUAUUCUCCAGUCUGCAGAAGCCGGUCAAGGUUGAGGGCAGGAAGACCGAGGGCGAGACGAGCGAACUCGAGAGUGCCGUCGAUGUGACGCUUCCGCUGGAUGAGAGUGGCCUUCCGAGCAUGAUAUCGUCCACCAAGAUUGUUCCCGUUCACACUGAAGAUGCCAUUGGCGGAAAGAGCAAGGCUUUGACAUUUGGGGAAGUUUUUGGUCCUCCACCCAAGUUUAGAGAUUUGAAGCCGCCGGUUCCUGCGAGUCAAACUGUGAGCAAAGGAAACACCAUUACGUGGGGCCAACAAGAUCUGACCCUGCGGACCGGCCGCCGCGGUUCUUCUUAUUCCAGCCAAAGACUCACCGCAGGAGACUGGCUUGGUUACAGCGGCGUGGACGUUGAGAAAGAGCCUUCGUCGCCAUCUGCGAAGAGGAAACAAAGAGAUCGAGCACUCAGCACCGGCGAGGUCAACCCUCCCCUUCCGGAUGAAGAGCAAGCGAGGUUGGAUAAGGCAAAGACCGAUGCUCUGUUCCGGAGCGUAUACUCCAGUUUUGCACCCACACAUGACGAUGGCGUGGCGGUCAUUCCGGAAGAGACCAAGAACCGGGUGUGGUGGCAGAAGGUUGGAGAGAAGAGGUUCAAUGAGAUUUUCGCCCUCGACCCGGCACUGGUAGAUGCCCAGCCAGGCGAGGCCAUGGAGGGUGUGUCUGCCGAUGAGAACGGGAACGAGGAAGAAGCCUUCAAGGAAGCCGCCGAGCAGUUUACCCCCGAGGAACUCAAUGUCCCCGAGAAGUCGGAGAAGGACAGGCAGAACCAAGAGAUUGACGAGCUGCUGCAAGAGAUUUCCGAGCUUUUGGAGACGCUCCACUCGCACCAGAGAAUCAGGCAAAGCACUUUGGCGCCCGCGACAAGAACCCCUGCAGGCCAAGACUCCUCGGUUCAGCCGUCAACUCCUUCAUCAGAUGAGGUGGACGUUUACAACUUGUUGAAGACCCAACUUUCUUUGAUGGUUUCUCAGUUACCUCCGUACGCUGUGGCCAAGCUGAACGGGGAUCAGUUGGAGGACCUGAACAUCAGCAAGAAGCUUGUUAUCGAGACCAAGGACUACCGCGGUGUCAUGGAAGAGGAUCAAGUUUCCAAGCUGGCAAAAUCGGCCGCUAUCGGCGCUACCGUUGGAGCUUCGGCCGUUCGCCCACCAGGAUAUCCGCCAGCGAGCCAGUACGCCCGCACCCCGGCCGCACCUCCGUAUGCCUCCAGAACUGUCGGCGGCCCGCCUUCCUAUUACUCGCAACAGCAGGCACCCAAUCGGACACCAUCGGUGCCCCGCUACGCGCCUCAAGGCUACCAGACCCCGGGCGCGUACGCAUCCACUGCGCAGCGUCCUUCAUACGGUGGAGCUGCGUAUGGGCAGCCUCCCAGACAACCGUCUUAUGGUGCAGCAGCGUCAACGUACGGACAGACGCCUGCCUACUACGGACGGGGACCCCCGGCUGGAUACGGUAUGGCGCCUUCUUAUUACCAAGCGACGCCGCAAGGUGCGGCGCAAAGUCGCUACAUGCAGCCUGGCUCGGCCUACCCGCCACGUACGCAAGGAGCCGCGCCAAUGUACAACUACACAGCGACCGGUAGCCCACAGGUUCGCACGGCAUCACCACUGAAGCAGGGGCAACCUGGUGCCGCACAAACGCCGUACCCCCCACAACGUCCCCCUUCGGGCAAUCCAUACGGAACCCCUGGGCAGCAGCCGCAACGUGCUUCAUACUAUCCCCAAACUCCAUAUGGCACCAGUGCGCAGUCCGCACAAGCCCUCACCCCGUCAGCGAAUGCCAGCUACCAUGCGAGCAUUCAAGCGCAUGCUCGAGCAACUUUGGGUGUGUCUGCAAUGCAAGCUAACAUUGGCAGAGGGUCUAGCGGUACACCUCAGCCGCCCGGUAGCUCUGGUUCGGGUAGCCAGCCCCAGGGUCAGGGUCAGGGCAGCACUACGGCAGUAGCGUCGUGA
Molecule: messenger RNA, 2691 nt
Organism: Diplodia corticola
Lineage: Eukaryota; Fungi; Ascomycota; Dothideomycetes; Botryosphaeriales; Botryosphaeriaceae
Exons: 2
Coding region: 1-2691 (896 amino acids)
Source: RefSeq, a predicted model, not a curated record